AUGGGAAAUGGUACCAUUUAUUUUUUAUUUCUAAAGAUCCUUUAGCCUCCUGCACCAAAAAAUCUAAGUCUUCUCUACCUUUUAGGGAAUCUAAUCUUACUUUUAGUAGACAGUUCAAUCAAACUACCUGCUCAAUCUUAUAAGGAGAUAUAUUUGUUAGUGGAAUUAAUAUAGGUUUUAUAUUUAUAUAAUAUCAUAGUUAAUUGCUCAUAUGAACCUGCAGACUCCUUAAUUCUUAAACAGUAUUUUAUUUUAAAUGAUAUCUUAGAGAUGAGAAAAUUAAAAAAAAAUAUAGAGAUGAUAUUCGAGCAAGUAUAUUUUAUCUUCUAAAUAGUGCAUGUAGGAGAUGUUAUUUUAACAGAAAGAUAGAAUCUAUUUCUCCUUCAUGCUAAAUUACCAAUGUAUUCAGAAAUUAAAGAUUUAUAAAAAGUGUAUUCAACUUAUGAAAAAUGGUAUUGUAUCUAUAUUAUUGUUUCAAGUCUUCAAAUUGCAGAAGUGAAUCUACUAUCUGAAAUCACUUUUACUGAAUAAAAUGCCUUAAAUUUUGCUAUACCAAAAUAGUAUAAUGCAGAAUGUUUGAUCAGAUGUAUCAUUAAUCAUAUUAGUUUAAAUCCUUAAACCAACCUUAAAUAAAUUAAUUUUCUAAGUAAUGAUUAUAAAACAGUAAAUUAAAUCAUAUAUUUUCUUAGAUCAACAUAUAUAAAUUAGAAUUAGAUAAUAUCUUGGAAGAAAUGAAAGUACCUAAUUUAGCCGAGAAAAACAAAAAAACAUUUUUUGAAUUUUUAAAUUCCACUAAUUGUGAAGAAGCUCCCUAUUUUCUAAGUACUGGUCUAACAUCAAGUUUUGCUCAUUUGACUGAAAAAAGUUCACAAUGAC
Paramecium sonneborni is the source of this 876-nucleotide messenger RNA. The record is from the annotation of a GenBank genome assembly. NCBI's taxonomy places the organism in Eukaryota, Ciliophora, Oligohymenophorea, Peniculida, Parameciidae.